Molecule: messenger RNA, 879 nt
Organism: Cladophialophora immunda
Lineage: Eukaryota; Fungi; Ascomycota; Eurotiomycetes; Chaetothyriales; Herpotrichiellaceae
Exons: 3
Coding region: 1-879 (292 amino acids)
Molecular function (GO): catalytic activity
Source: RefSeq, a predicted model, not a curated record
AUGGUUGCCAUCAGAACAAUUACCCAAAUGACAGCAGCAGCCCGACUUCGAGGGUAUCUUGCAGACCCAUCCAAGACAUUGAUGUGUCCAGGAGUCUAUGAUGGGUUGUCAGCAAGAAUGGCGUUGCAGGAAGGUUUCGACUGUUUAUACAUGACGGGCUCCGGUACCUCCAUGUCAAGAUUAGGAAUGGCAGAUCUAGGACUCACCACAUUGAAUGAUAUGAGAGACAACGCGGCAAUGAUUUCCAGCCUGGAUCGGAGAGCUGUCAUGGUCGGUCGCACCGUGGCCCAGUAUAUGCAAGCCGGCGUUGCAGCCCUGCAUCUCGAGGACCAGGUGCAGAACAAAAGAUGUGGCCACCUACGGAACAAAGAGCUGGUCUCGGAAGAAAUCUACCUGUCACGGAUCCGAGCGGCCGUGAACAUGCGUGAGAAAUUACUGGGAGACAUUGUGAUCAUCGCCCGCACCGAUGCGCUGCAGUCCCUCGGGUUUGAAGCAUGCAUUGAGAGGCUACAGAAAGCGGUGAGUGUCGGAGCAGACGUGGUCUUUCUCGAAGGCGUCGAGACUAAAGAGCAAGCCGCCGAACUGUGCCUACGGCUUCAUCCCACGCCGGUAUUGUACAAUGCGGUAUCAGGAGGAGUCUCGCCCAACAUCUCCGUGGCCGAGGCGCGAGAGCUGGGAUUCAAGAUUGUCAUUUUUCCGUCGGUGUCUACACGGCAGGUUGUCGAGGGCCUAUCGCAAGUCUUGAGAGAUUUAAAGGAGAAUGGUGCUCUUCCCAAGACAUCGACGACACCCAAAAACGUAUUUGAACUGUGCGGCUUGCAGGAAGUGAUUGACUUUGAUACGGCGGCCGGAGGCAGUAUGUAUACGAAUGGUGUAUAG